Nezara viridula (southern green stink bug) is the source of this 4515-nucleotide messenger RNA. The record is from the annotation of a GenBank genome assembly. Lineage: Eukaryota; Metazoa; Arthropoda; Insecta; Hemiptera; Pentatomidae.
CGCAUAUAGUAAAGUUUGAAUGGUGUUAUCUGUAAUGUUGAAAUAUUUGGAAUUAGAACUGAUGUUAAAGUUCAAAGAUUGCCUGAAAGGUAUCUAAAUGGCCUCCAGUCCGUUCUAUAACCUCCAAGAUCGAAGGUUUCUUUAAAAGAGUUGUUUCAGUUUCAGUUGUGAAUUGGACUUAAUUUUGUCAAAAUGAACGUCCCUGGUACCAGCGUCAUUAAACAGCUUCCUCCUAAAGAUCUAAGAGCAGAACUCAGAUUAUUCAUAGCUGGUGUUGGUAAACCAUCUACUGGUAGCCCUUUAGAACUUAUCAGAAAGGGAUUUUCCCUUUUAAAAUCUCUCCCUGCAUCUAAAGAUGCUGUACUCGAAUAUUUCGGAUCAUUUUAUGAGAAGUCAGUUGCGAAUUAUUUGACACAAUUAGAGAAUGGAGGUAAUCUAGAUCCAGCAUCUUCAUCAUUUGAUCAGGGAGACAGUAUUUUAAAUGAAAUUCACCUAUCAUUGUAUAACUUCAUUUCCACAAACUCUGCUGGUUGGAGGAUCAUUUUUAUUAAGUGGUCCUUAAGUUUAUUAGGAACUAUAUCAACUAAGUAUGCUAAUCGAGGAAGGGCUCCGGUGAAUGGUUCACUAAGUGACAGCCUUCAGCAAUGGCUGUCAUGCAGAGCCACCAGAUCUUUGAUUGAUAUUAAUAAUCACUGCAUAACUUUGCUUGAGUCUCAUGAAUGUUUCGAGCCAAUUAUAUUCCUGUUAGAUACAUGUGUUACGCACAGCCCUCACUUCGAUUGGGUUGUUGCCCAAGUUGGAGGUAACUUUCCUAACAUUGUAAUCUCAAGAGUUCUUAUAGCUGGUCUUCAGGACUUUGCACAUAAUCAGGGAUCUACUAAUACUCCAAAAAUAAAGUCAGUACUUGAUAUACUGAUACAUCUAGCUGGUUGCCACCAAGAUGAAAUUUUAGCUGCUUUCAAGGAAAUAUUUAAUUGGACUUUGGAGCCUGAUGUACCAGCUGAUGACAGAGGUGGACCUGUUGAAAAAAAGGCAGCUGUGGCAUAUCUUCUGACUCUAGCUUCUAGAUCAUCUGUAUUGUUGACAUCUCUGUGUGACGUUGCUUUAGAAUUAAUGACUCCUGAAACAUGUGAAAAACUAAUUGAUUUUGGAAAACAUUGGAUUCCAUACUGUAACAAUCGCCAAGCUCUAUUUAAUUUGGUGGUACAUUUGAUAAUAUCAAUUAAUGACAAGGCUGACGAAAUAUUUAUCAAUCUUUUAUUACCAUUUGCAACUUACCAUAACAGUGACAUCAGCAGCGUUGCAGAAGAAAUUUUAGCUUUGUUGCUCAAAGAACUGGAUAUUCUAUCGAGAGGAAAUUCAUCUAAAAUCCCAUUCUUAGAGUCUAUUGGAAAAAAUAAGGAAGACUUACUUAAAUUAGUUCUAUCUGAUAAAGAAAUUUAUAGAUCUUCAGCUGUGUCUAUAAUAUGCUUUAUGGGCCACCAAAAUGUAAGAGUAUUACCAGAAUGUGUUGCAUAUGUUAUGUUAAAUUCCACUAAAGAUGAACACUUAGAUGCAGUCGUGAAAUUCUCACAAAACUAUACAUAUAAAGAAGUCAUGGCCCCUGCAAUUGAAAAAACUUUGAAUGAAGAAGACAAAGAAAAAUGUAAACGUUUAUGGGCAAAUUUAAUUAAACUAUCUAAGUGGGAAGCAAGUGGUACAUUUAUAGCUCUACCUGUUAUGGAAUCAAUUCAUAGUAAUCUUCUCGCAAUAUCACAAAAGCUGUGUGAUGAAAUGGAUGUCGAAAAUGCUUUAAUGAUGGCAGAAUUGAUUUAUAUUCCGAUAGUAAACCACAAUCGUCAGCCUAGGAUUAAAAUGAUAAGAUCUAUUGUUGAUGCUAUGAUUUCAUUUUUUUAUCUCUACAUUAUGCACUCAGAAGGGAUUAAACAGAUUAGGUGUUUAAAAGUAUCUUGUGAUGUAUUGAGAAAGUUGAAUUUGAUUGGAACACUUACACGGGGUUACGCAAUAAGAGAAAUUGUUGACAAUUGUAUCAACAAGAAACCUAGUAUAUUAUUUGGGGCUAUUCCUUAUUGUGGUACAAAAAUUAUCCAGCCACCUGAAAGUUUAAUGGAAGAGAACAAUAAACAGGGUACUUCAUCUAUCCUUGCUCAGAAGCACUCAGUUUUCCAUGCCGGUGUAAUAGGAACUGGUAAGAGGAAGUCAGAACCACAGUGUCCUAUCCCUCGUGAAAAAGUUGAGCACAGCACUAGUCUUCUUCUAGAGUUUCUUAACGCCGCUACGGACUGUGGGUCGCCUCAAGCAACAUUGGAUUCUGUUAUAUCUGUUGCACUUCUCCUAGUUGAAUUUGUUUCUCCUAAUGUUAUGUAUAAUGGUCUUCCCUGGCCUGAAGAAGAGUUUUGUAAGGUCACCAUUGAAAGAGAUCUAAAAAUCAGAAAAACACUUGAUGAUACUCCUGUUAUAUGGUCAUUGUUGUCAUAUAUCGCCCACCACAGACCUGCUUUGUGCUAUUGUUCAGUGAUCCUGAGAGCUGUGACAUCAACAGUAAUUAGUGAGUGGUCCCGUAUCAGCCAGCAGGAUGAACCUAAGCUAAUGGAAACUACUGAAAAGCUUAUACAUCUGUUAAACUUAGGGCAACUUCUUCCACCGCCUUUUACAGCCCUCGCAGAUGUCAUUCCACACAUUCCACGUGAUACGGUGCAUGUACUUUUGCGGGACUGUGUAUGGAACUAUCUUAGAGACCAUGUACCUUCACCAGCUUUGUUCACGCGUGAUGCAAACGGUGUGAUGUGGCGGGACCUAUCUGCUGCUAGACCACCCAAACAAUACACUGAAACUAUGAGACUUCUUAUGUUAAAGAAUAUUGCAGUGCUUGGACCAUUAUUUUAUACUUUGUUUGUUAAAGACCAUGAUGCAGACUAACAACUGGAAAUAAUUUUUUGUUUUGACCAUUAAUUAUUACUUUCUUAUUUUCUUCAAUUUUGUGAUCUUUUCCUACCAUAACAAGACUGAUACUUUUCUAUAUUUCUAUAUUUGAUAAUUUUACAAUUCUCUCUUUAUUCUGGAUUGGAAGACCUUACGAUGAUAGGAGUUCAAAUUCAUCUAGAUUUGAAUUUAUUUGUAGUUUUUACUUUAAUUGAUUUGUAUUGUUAUUAAUAUUUUUAAUGUCCCUUUGAUUGUGUGUUCUAUUAUUCUUAAUAUUACUUUAAUUGUGUAUUUUAUUAUUCUUAAUAUUUCUUUAAUUGUGCAUUUUAUUGCUCUUAAUAUUUUAAUUGUCUAUUUUAUUAUUCUAAAUAUUACGUUGAUUCUUUGUUUUAUUAUUAUUAAUAUUACUUUAAUUGUUUAUUUUAUUAUUCUUAAUAUUACUUUGAUUGUGUUUUUAUUAUUAUUAAUAUUACUUGUGUGUGUUUUAUUAAUCUUAAUCUGAACUUGUAGUUUUAACUUUCAUUGAGUAUGUUUUUUAUAUUAGAUAUAAGCAUUCUGGGUUAUAUGAAUAAUAUCAAGUCUGAAAUAGCAAAGUUCCUUUUUUCUCAAAAGUAAGAUAGUGAAAUGUUAACAGAGACCUCAAGACAAAACUAUAGAGCAUGUUAAGAUACAUUCCAUUUUUUUUUUUAAUUUGCUCUAUGUGUUAAAUUUUUAGUAACUAGGUACAGUAAGCCUUAGCACCUCAUACAUGUUGUACUCAAAGCCAAACAAAAUCUAUUUAUCAAGAAAAUCUCACCGCAUUGCAAAUAUAUUAUUUUAGAACAGUUUCAAAAUAAAACCACUUUAUCGAAUUUCAUUGACAAUAAUACCACUUUACUACACUAAGCAAUCGGUCUUAAGGCUUGAUAUUAUAGUGAGGUUUAUUGUAUGCCUAGGUUUAAUGAGACUUGAUAUGUGGAGAAAAAAAGUAAUUGUUAAGUAUUCAGGAAUGUAGCAUUUGAUUGGAUAAGAAUUUGUAAGGAGAAAAUUACAUCCGAUUCUCUGAAAAAAGCUGCGGGACAAAACGAGGGACUAAAUAAUUAUACAGUCCAAGGGUUUUACGUUUAAGGUCUUAGUGGUAAGUUUGUUAAAAAGAUUAUUCUUAUAACUUUGGGCUUAUAUAUCUAUGUUUAUUUUUAAUGUUAUUGUUCUGUAAUAUAUUUACAGUUUACAAUAAUUUUUAGUGUGUUUUUAAUAUUGAUAAAAAUUAGGUUUAAAGAACUUUGAUUGAGCAAAUUAUCAAUAAUGAUACAAUAGAAUUAUGAAUUAUCUAUAUUUUGCUAUCACCCCUUAUUGGCCGGAGGUAGUGUAUUAGGGCCUUGAGGUGCUACGAAUCUACUUAAUUUCUAAUUUUUUAAUUAUUGUUUUAAUAAAACGAAAGAAUCUUGUCCCAUAGUUAAAAUUAUUCAGAAGAAUUAGAUCCAAGCAUAAUUCCAUUUGGUUAAAGAAAUAUUAUUUAAAUAAUUGUCAUGUCAAUUGUUCUAGUUUUUAAGUGUUCUGAUAUUAAGAAAAAUAAAUUUUAAAAUAAAUAAAUAAAUAUGACUAUUGACUUUA